AUGCCAACUCGACGUGCGUUAAAUCAUCUCUUUGGUGUAAAUUAUCUCAAAAUUAGGCGAUUGGGUAUUGUCAAGUACUAUCAUGAAGAAGGACCAAAUGAAGAGGAGUGUCUCACACCUGAAUUUGCUUUUCAGAAGUUGAACAAGAUGGCUCAGGGGUUAGGAAAUGUGGAUUUGGUUGAUGGAAAACUAGUCAGUAUUGGAGAAGAUUCAGUUUUGAAGGAUGAACAGAUCGAGCAGCGGAUAAAAACCUUCAAGUCCGUCGGUAGGUUGUACCUUGGGACUCCCUCGGUUCAAAAAUCACUGAAGAAGAGAGCAACCACAAGCUCAUUCGCUGCUACGGAGUCCAUUCCAGAAUUGUGCUUUGGUCGAUCAGAUGAAAGGGAACACUUGACGUUGAAGACACUUACCAGCGUCUGCAGCUACCUGAAUGUCUCUUCCCAACAGAGGAAGUCAGUGCGGCUAGCUAUUUGCUCACAAGUCAAUCAGCAUAGAAUAUGGACAGGUGCUCUUAAAAAGAUAUUGUCAGGCUUAAAAGCUGAGAUUGAGUCCAUGAAUUAUCAACAGCGUCAAUCCUUGUCCGUGAAAGAAAUUACGGUGAGUGAACAGAUCAUUUCUAGAUGCUUCCAGUUCUUAUCUGAAACGUGCACUACUUUUAACCCUGACUCCACCUCAUGGAUGCGCGUGGCGCCUUCACCAAAAUACAAUUCUUGGCCUUCUCACCGAUGGGAAGAUUUGCUUGACAUGUUCAAUGAUCUCAUCAAGUGCUCAAAAAAUGAGAUGGGUGUAUUGCCUCAUAUGGUGAAGCUGGAAAUAAUGAAAGAAGGGUUGUACCAGAUCAAGGAUGUGUUGGUGGAUAGAGAUAUCGGAUACAGAGAAGCUCGGCUUCAGGAAAGCUUAAUGCAGAAAAAAUUGCUGAAGACCUUAGGCCACUCAUCGCAAUGCUUGUUCACACUUUUGCUGUAUUAUCUCUAUGGGAAUGUUAGAGACCUUGAAAUAGAAGUCCGUGGAGGUGUUUAUAAGAGGAAAGAUAAGAAGAAUGUGUUUUUUUUGUGUAUUGGGAAGAUUUUGACAUCUGAUAAUGAGAUGACGAUAGGAAUUGGUGUGAAGCAAUUAGACAAGGCUCUUGGGUUAUUCAAAUUUGUUUGGGAAGCUGCAGAAAUGAAAGGUGUUUUGGAGUUGCAAGGGCAUUUGUGGUGCGUAGGAGCUGAAGACAGAAUCCUUACUUACAGAAGUAAUACAUUCUUUCUGCAUGCAAUUAAGCUUUAA
This is a messenger RNA of Papaver somniferum (opium poppy), 1269 nucleotides long. RefSeq lists its product as uncharacterized. NCBI's taxonomy places the organism in Eukaryota, Viridiplantae, Streptophyta, Magnoliopsida, Ranunculales, Papaveraceae. The transcript has a single exon. The record is from RefSeq and is a predicted model, not a curated record. Bases 1 to 1269 code for a protein of 422 amino acids.